Molecule: messenger RNA, 11548 nt
Organism: Cataglyphis hispanica
Lineage: Eukaryota; Metazoa; Arthropoda; Insecta; Hymenoptera; Formicidae
Gene: unc80
Product: protein unc-80 homolog
Exons: 53
Coding region: 388-10887 (3499 amino acids)
Biological process (GO): monoatomic cation homeostasis
Cellular component (GO): axon; cation channel complex
Molecular function (GO): monoatomic cation channel activity
Source: RefSeq, a predicted model, not a curated record
UGGCGCCGGGGUGCAUCGUACACCUGCAGGAAAUGACAGAAGUGUGUUACUAGGUCGAGUGGAACACGUGAUGCACUCUCUUCGGCGCUCAUUCUUCGACGACAUCAUGUUCUGCAUCCUAGAGUAGUUGAAUAAUAUUGUGCAACGAUUUGCCUUCUCUCGCGACAAGGAAGACCUUUUCCUCCCGCAACUCGGCAAAGUAUGUGAAUCUUUUGAAGAUAAGAUCGUUCUUCUCCCACUCUUUGAUUUUUGCGCCUUCGAUAUUUCCCGGUCGGGAAUUGAUCCACUGGCUGAUGGAGUGCUGUUGAUUCCGCCGAGGGUGUGUGCACGACGUAAGCAUUUGAAAGGCGGCAGGAUCCUAUUUUAAGAGUGCUAGCCGGAACAAGCAUGGAUAAACGACGAUCCUUAGAUGGAGUCAUCCAGGAGCAACCUUUGCCUAUUCCGGUUCAGAUGUUUCUUUGGCGACAUAUAAGGCCAUUUAUUCGAGCUAAGCUAGGGAAACUCCAUGAAGCAUCUUGCACGUUCUGUCAACACGCGCCAGGCCAUCAUGAAAUGAAGGAAGCAUGCACGUGCCUUGAGAGAGUUUUAGUACAAAAUCUUCACAAUGAUCUGACACCCUCGUUGAGCCAGAUACUGAGCAACGUACCACGCUGGCGUUUGAUUCAAGCUGCCCUUCCUUACGUUCUUCAUGCUACGGCCAGUCUUUUGCAUAAUAGAAAGGAUUUUCAGAGCCUCGGCACGAUGGAAACGACCCUCCUUUAUAUUCUCCACUGGAUACUCUUAGAUUCGGCUGAGGAAUGCUCCGAGAACGACGUUGAUCCGUCAAAUCCUUUUUUUUAUUUAUUUCCAAUACCCACCAUGACGCUCUUUGUCUACCUGUUUGCGCCUCUGUUUAAUCAUUUAAAAGACAUUGAUUUUAAGACAAAUUUACGAUUAGAAAACGGCCUAAAAAUAUGGUCCGCCAUGUACGAAUGCCGACAUCCUGAGGCACCUUGCUUCACGGCACAUUGCCGUGCCAAGCCGCGUAUUUAUUGGAACCGGUUUUUUAAAUCCGCCAAACAUCACAUGUUAUCCGAUGACGUCUUUGUUGGAGGAAAUAUCGAAAGUCCACCUAAUCAAUCGUUUUCGGAUCAAAGCGGCCCGCCGUCUUCCAAAGUAAUUGACGAUGAUCAACAGAGUACUUGGUUGUCAUCGCCAAAAGACACAGUUUUCCCAGAAACGAUUCCCGAGGAAAGCUCCGGCGCGGAGGACGAGCAUGUGGUAAUAUUAAGAUUACCAUCUUUGAAUGAAUCGGAGAGAAUGCUUGAUGGGGUAAAAGAAGUUUCCACCAUAUUCGCAGGUGAGGCCAGUAUCUUUCACGUCGCGAUGGGCAGGAGGACCAGCUGCUCGAAAUCUACGCUGACGAUAGAGCAAAUCACGGCAAUUUCUGAAUUAGACACGUGCAAACAAUAUCAUGGAAAAGCAGCGAAAACCGGAGAUGCGGAGAAGGAAAAAGAAGAGAAAAUUUGUAGGAUGGAAAAAGAAGCGCAGAAGGAAAGCUCAAAGACACAUGAAAAUAUCACGGUUCAACGUCAACUUGAUGAUGCAACGACGGAGCACGCUACUGGUUCUGCCAUCGAUUCGGACGUCCGAGCUGCAACCUUCCUAGACGUAGCCACUUUGAGGUGUUUAUUCGUAACUCAGUGGCAAGAAGAGGGUAUCUUCUGGGCUCUUCAGUUCUUAUAUUAUCGAUUACGAAGAAUUAACGAGGAAAUCUCAGUGCAGCAAAUGCCACGUCGCCGAAGCAACUCCCUGCCUAUACCGAAAAUUGAAGUGUCGAUUUAUCAGAGCCCCGAAAGUAAAAAGAAGGAUGUAUUGAAGGACUUUAUAGAGGUGCCCGACACACGCGAUACCUCUCUUCUAACGGGUCACGAGAGCGAAUCGAGCCAUACAAGACGCGCCAGCGAGAAGACGAAAAAGCGCAUGAAGAUGGCUGAUCUCAAGGCUUUCGUGGAAACAAAACUGCUAUCGAAGUCAGAUAAAGCACUUGAAAAGAUUGGCCAGGAGGAGCCCAAGAUGCUGUUCGAGCAGGAAUGUCAUAGAAGUCUUGAUACCGGAGAUGAUCAUCUGACGAGACGAACUUCGACCAUCUCAAAGAUUUUUGAGGCGAAAGACGUCGACUACAUGAAACAUCCUACAAACCUAAUCAAAGGGAAGAGUAUGCCGAGUUUAAGCUGCUUGAUUAACGAGCUGACCGCGGGAGGAUACAUCGGUGAUACUCGCAUCGAGAGAAAACAGAGUCGUUUCUAUAGCCAAUCCUACACCGCGCCAAAUCCUAUCAUUACCGUCACGGAACACACGCCAACUCCAUCUCCAGAUUACAUGAAGCGGCAGGGAUCUAUUGAUAGUCAGCUGGAUCUCAUGAGUGUUCAAGGAGGACGUUUAUGCUCCGAGAGGAAACCCAGUCUCACGAGAUCUCAGACGGAUUCUAACAUCACUUAUAUGAGCGACGAGGUGCCAGAAGCACCAGGCUCCGCAUGUUAUAUUACCAAAGAAGGCGAUAUUGAUUUUCAAGUUGUCUUGAAGGCGAUACACUCCGUUGCAUUGCGAGAUAAUGUCUCUUGUACGUCACGAGUCUGCGAAAUUAUGCUGAAUUUAAUUGAACUUUUGAUGGACAUGGGAGUGAUGAAGCAUUGUCUUCGGGAAGAAGCCACCGGGAGUAACGCAGGAUCUGGUACAGGAAUUGACAACAAAUCGGAAACUGGAAAGAAACAGGAUUCGCCAAUGGGAUUAAAUCAACAGGAAAGCAAGCAUGAUGGGAAAGGCAAGCCGACAGCACACAAUCUCCUUAUGAAUUGCGUAAUUAGAGUAUUGAAGCAUUUAGGCUGUCCGCACGGUUGCUUGGACGGAGUGCGUGGACCUCAGGCCGAUAUCUGUCGCUCUCAGGGCCAGACCAUCCUCACUAAACUGCAUCGCGCGAGUUCCCGUCAAUUCUCGCGAUUUUUAAGAACGAUGAUACGCGAACAACCGCUGGCGGAUAUCUUGGACUUCUUUCAUGCGUAUGUCGGAUAUUGCGUUGAUCCGAGCUCGCUGUUAUCGCCGCUCAAUCAAAAACGAAUAUCGGGUAAAUCACCCGAUGCAACCUGUCAAAGUGGAUACGCGACGAAUUUCGGCGCCGGGAUGAUCGGUUCCGGUGCCAGUGGAACCGGAGUUGGUACCUCGGGCCUCUCAAACGUCGUCGCGAUGGCCGGCGGCGUCGCGACGUCGUACAACGUCGGCGGUUACGGAGCUCGUGGUAUCGAAGGGCAAAUCAUGUCCUAUGUCUUCAAGGUUUUGGUCACGCGCCUUGUCGAUUCCGCGAAGCAACUAAAGACGCAGGAGAACAUCGGCCUCUACUGCGAUGUGCGACAGUUAAUGACGUACAUCAAGGAGGCGCACGGUAGCAUUUUCCGACGCGUUGCUCUCAGCGGUAUUCUGGAUUCCGCGGAUCGACCGAAUAAAAGAUGCAACAGCAACGUGCAGACCACACGUGUCAUAAGACACAUUCAUCAAUCAGAUUUAGAAGAACACGCGGAUAUCGGGGGAGACACGUGUUACACCGUUGACGACAGGGGCACGCGAAAGUUCCUCUUCAAGAAGAGGAGCACAUCGUCCACCUGUCCUGCGGGAUCGAAUUUGCAGAGCCUGCUUGAAACAGAAUUGAGCGAGGAAAGCGUGAAAGUCAGUCAAAGCCCUUUAGGUAAUCUGCGUAAGAAGCACCACGUGUUGACGCCUCGACAGAGCGAACGUAAUUUAGGUAUCGGCGAACCUUAUCUCGGGCCUGGAAAAAUGCGGAAGUCGACUAGAUUUCAGAUCGGUGGUAUCGUCAAUUGGUUCCGGAAGGAGUACAGUCGAACUGAUUCCACCGAUAGCCAUGAAAGUAGCGAAUCACCCACAGACGGCAGCUUUGUUAAGCAACCCAGUUUCCAUUACGGUCCUUAUCGCAACGCGUCACGCACCGGUCGCGGAGUCAGUCUAACUUUUUUAAAGGCGAAACGUCGGAUGGAAGAUCAGCUGAAUAAAAUCGGUUUCGGGAAAAGCAAGAAAAAAGAAAGCAUGGAAGAGGCGCCUGGUAGUUAUUUCAGUCGGAGAAAUUCGAUGGAGCUCGGCGAGGCUUGUAGAGAAUCCGAGUUUGUUGUCUUGAAGGAAAGAAGAUUGGUACCUCGUGCUGCGGUAUUCAAUGGAAUGUUACGAUUUUCCUUUCUAUUAGAAACAUGCCAACCAGGCUCCGUUCCCGAUCCUCAUCUAAUGGCAUCGCUCUUGGAUCUUCCGUAUGCUCCGGUAGUAUCUCGCGCUUGCUUGAUAUUGGAAUGUGCACACUUGGUGCAUCAAUGCAACAAAGGCCACUGGCCUACGUGGAUGAAGCAUAAUUUUCCCAUGUUCCGACCGUCUGUUCCGAUAAAUAAUCGAAACGCUUCUACCGCGCUUAGACGCGUUCAUGUAUUGCAACGCACUGCAGGAAAAUUAUUUUAUCAAUGGGCAGAGGCGAUCGGAGCACGCUUGGAAGAAUUUUUAGCUGAGGAUAAACAUAAUAUGGAACAGGUAAUUAAUAUAGUAUCCGAUGAAAGCAAACAGAGGGAAUUAAUUCUGGAAGACGAAGAGGAAGAUUUUCUCGAUGAAGCUAGCAUAAACAGUUAUGGAUCCCAAUGUCCCUUCGCGUUGCGUCACGUCGCUUGUAUUUUGCUUCUGGAAGUGACAGCAUUCUUAAGAGAGACCUAUCAAAUAUUACCAAAGUCGAGUAAACUGUUAACAAAGGAACGUCACCCACCUUGGGAAAGAAUGUAUAGUCGAGAAGCAAAUCGACGUUGGAGCGUGGCUUUAUCAUCUAUGGGUCAUUCACAAGCAUCUGCGCAAAGUCUUCAAUCUAUCGCCGGUGAAGUUAUUAAUCGUGAAGGUAUCGCGGAGCGUAAAAUUAGUUUUGUUCUGUACGAGCCGGAUAAUGAGUCCGAGGGUAGCAGCAAAUCGACAGUUACGAUCCAAGGGGAAGAGGCCCAGAACAUUGAAAAAGAAAAAGCGAAAAGGAUGCCAGCGCCUCAAAGUAGACCGUUCCUCCUUCGUCGCAGUCCUGCUGGAACUGGUUCGUUUAAAAAAAGGAGCCUUAAACUUCGUCGCAAUACUAAGGAAGGCAAAGACACAGAGUGCGAGGCAUAUACAGUAAAACGAGCAGAUUCUAUUCAAUCUAAGAGAAAAGUGAGCUCGCUUUCCGAUAGAAGCGAUACAUCCGAACCCGGAGCUGCCGGCGAAGUUAGCGGCGAGGAAUCACCGGGUAUUCUCAGCGACGAUCAACCACCAGAGAGUCCGAGCGACAGCAAUGAAACUGACGAGACCAACAAGAAUUUCCCGUGGAUGAAGAUGCGUGCUAGCAGCAGAUUGGUAAAGUCUGUGAGAAAGAUCUACGGCGAGAAAUUUGGCAUUUUGAACGGAACGGGUUUAUUGGACGUCGACACUGAUAAGAAGGAAGACGGCAAGAAAGACAAACGUAGCCGCAAGGUAUCCGAUCAAACUAGUACGCAGGUUUCGCCUGUCAGAAGAAAAGACAGCGUGGGACGCAAGUACAAAAUAGAAAAAAAUCUGGAUGGUUCUCAAUCCGGUCGAUCAACGCAACGGGAUUCCUCGAAAGAUCUCGCAGAACAAGACUCUGAAAAAGGCAAAGAAUCUUCGAAAAACAUCACGUCGAACGAUGAUGCUGAAGAGGAUAAAGAACCGCCUCCAAUUUUAAAAUAUGUAAAGACUCAAGUAAAAGAUGCUUUUCACGCACCUUUGGCUACUUUAAUAAAAGGAGCGGUUGUCAUAACGGAAGACUUGUUUGUGGAGGUGCUGCCUGUCGCGUGGGAACUCUUAUUAGAAUCCAAUCAAGAAGUUGCCGCGUCCGCCGCGGCACUUUUCAUAAUAUCAGCCGUACGUGCACCGAAUCAGGCCAGCGAGCUGAUGCACAAAGGUCUUCAGCAUAGUAACAGCAGUGUACGCAUCAACGCUAUUUUACGGUUUCAAGUUCUAUGGAAAUUGCGAUACCAGGUGUGGCCGCGCAUGGAAGAGGCGGCUCAUCUAACUUUCAAAGUGCCUCCGCCGGGAAUAGAAUUUACUCUGCCGUCGCCGAAGAUUGGAAUAGAAUCCUUACCGGUGGUCGAUCCGCCUUGGAUGCCACAAGUGAAGACCAAGGUCGAGGAAGUCACUAUCAAUCAGGAACGUCAUAGAUCUUUGGUGACGGCGACGAAGACGAGAAAGAAGCAGCAGACCGAGUUGAUAAAAAAAGCUCUUCAGGCGCAGGAUGAUAAAAAGCGGGAAGAAAGAGAGAAUUUUCUGAUUACGACGAUACCGAUUACUGUUCAGGCUGCUUAUGAACCCAGCCCAGUAGGAGAUGAUCAUGACGAAGGUAACGUGGGAGAUGAGGAUGCAGGUGAGACAGUCCCGAGAAAUACAUCGCAUCACAGCCAGUCGGCUCUCUCAUUGUUUCCCUCGUCGUUAUGUUCAGCGAUCGUGCAAAUUAUCAAUCUUCUGGAUGAUCCGGCAGUAUCUGAAGAUGGAAAUGCCGUAUAUGAAGUGGCAUAUCAAGUGAUCUGGAGUUGCUUGGUAGAAGAUAGCGCUUUGUUUCUUCGAUAUGUGCUGGAACGUCUGACGAGGGAUAAACAAGAGUUGAUGUUCAAGAUUUUAAGACAUCUUAUUAGAUUUGUACCAAAGUUACCGCAGCAAGCGGCGUUUGCACUGUACAAUUAUAUCAUUGGAUACGUCAUGUUUUACGUACGUUCUCCGCACGAGGAGGGCCAAAAGUUGAUUGGAACUGCGCUGUCUAUCUUGUGGAUGGUUGUACACAGUGUACACGGCAUCAUGUUUAAAGACCUAAAGCAGAUUCUGCGAAAGGAACAAUGCGAUGCGUCAAUUCUGCUUACGGCGAACGUUCCAUCAGCGAAAAAGAUCAUCGUUCAUGGUCCGCAGGAUCCCGAUGCCGGAGAAAUACCCUCGCAAUUUCCGGUCCAAGAGGACACGCAAUUUUGUCAAAUACUUCGAGAGUCUUUGGACUUUUUCGGUAUCGAAGAAUCGAAACAUCACGAGUACUUUCUCGUGGAUUACAAGACGCAUCAAAUACAUAAUCCGUCAUCAUAUGUUAGAGAUUAUUACUUUUUUAAGAGAUCUCAAUUCCCGCAAAUUGAACUCGUUCACAUGAAACCGGAGGACGCAUUUAAUGCGUUACAACGGCAAGAAUUAAUGCACAAGUUCGUAGAGAUAGGAAAAGUGCUGUUGACCUGGGCAAUCUUGAAGAAUGUCGAUAUGGUGGUGCAGAGAGUCGUGUUUCUUCACGAGGAACUUAUGAAGCUACCGUCAUUUCCGCGAAAAGCGCUGGAAGCGGAUUUGGACCUGUACAAAGGUGGCGAAAUCGGAAAAGAACUUCUCGGACUGGACGUGAUGCAUAAGUUUAUGUGGGUGAGAUUGAUCGCGCGCAUGUUCGAGGCAAUGGCCGGCAAUUUCGCGUAUUCUGGCGAUAUCCAUCUCUUUCUGAAUGUUUUAAAUGGUGCCGUGAUUCUUCACAGCGAGGAUUCAUGCAUUCUGCGUUACGUUGUGGCGACUUAUAUAAACGCAGCGCAUAAUUUCAAGAAUAUCUUCUCGACCAACGGUUAUCUGCUAAUCAUGCCGACUUUAUUGCAAUUAUACUCGACGCAUCAAACAAACAAACUCGUAACCACUACUGUCGAAUAUGCGGUCAAACAAUUUUAUCUCAUGAAUCGUAAACCCUUUAUUCUUCAAAUGUUUGGCAGCGUAUCUACUAUAUUAGACACAAAUGAGACGAGCGUCCACGGCGAGGCUCAUAAGGUUCCUUCCACGUGCUUAUUUAAUUUGUUAUUGAGUUUGGAAACUCCGUCGCCGGAUCCACUCAAUAUAGGAGAAUUGGUGAAGGAAGAGAAACCUUUAAAAGCGAUAGAUUUCUGUUAUCACGAUGAAAACGAAAUGGUCAAUGUGCUCGAUUGUAUAUCUCUUUGCGUGAUGGUGAUAGCUUACGCACCUGAUUCUCUCAGAGGCCAGCAGAUGUUGAUAAUAUUAGAAGCGAUAUUGCCGUGCUACGUUCAGCAGAUUCAAUUAUCCACGUACAAUAAAGAAGGCAAGACGGAGAAGGAGAUAAUAAAUCAAUUAGCCAUUGCAGUGAAGACAUUAGUUAACAAUUCCGAAGCAUUGACAAAGUAUUACAAUGGUCCGCAGAAAUGUAGCCCCGAGCAUAAAGGUUCCAGUCAGAAAAAUUAUGGUAAGGGCCCAUAUUCACCAGGCUUUGAUUUCGAAGAUGACACUCACACGACAAAGUACAUAGAGCACUCGAAAGUUCGACGGUUUUACGAUCGAGACAAUGAGGACGCUGAGAAUUUUCACAAAAACGAAUUUAGGAGACCCCGCAAUACUUUAUUAAACAUGGUUGGGGAUUUCGUGGCUCGUUGUUCCAUUCGUUUGGUAGAACUCAACAAGAAGUCUCAGGAUGGAAAGAAUAUCGAGUUAUUGGAUUCAAAAUGCCAUGUGCGACUGGCCGAUAUCGCUCACAGCCUCUUGAAGAUCUCUCCAUAUGAUCCCACCACUAUGGCUUGCCGUGGUCUCCGUAGAUAUAUGAACGAUAUUCUUCCUUCGACCGAAUGGGCGGCUGACGAUAUGAGACCGGCGUUAACGCUCAUUCUUAGGAGAUUGGAUAAGGUUUUUAGUAAAAUACACAAAAAAGCAUCGGUCAGGAGGAAUACCAAUUGGGUUGCCGCCAGUAAUCUUUUGAAAGGAGUUUACGAGACUCUGUCGAAAUGUCCGUACAUCGCACAUUUCCAAUAUCUGAAGACACUGUUGAAUACUUGUCAGGCUCUGAUUGUCGGAGAUACUCCACCUGAAGACGUAACUUCGGCUUCCACAGCUGCUGUAAUGAGCAAGAUACCACCUCCGCACUUCUGUUCGACGGUCUUACGUCUGAUUGCAUUGCACGUGAUAUCAUUCGGCGAGGGAUAUUCAUUGGAAAAUGUUCUCGGUGGUCAGAGCAUGUUUGCCAACCAGACACGUACCGAGAACACAUUAUUGAACUUACUGAUACCAUUAUUUUUGCGCAUUGGGACUGGAAGAAAAGAUGUACCGAAACUGAAGCAAUCGGACAUCAGUUUUGCUCUAACAGCUGUAUUGAACACUCUUUGGCCGCCGAGCAUAAAAGCAGUACCGUUGACGGUGCAAAAACCAUCGACGGAUAUAAGAACCGGCAGUCUAACAUUCGCCGCGAGAGAUCCGAAAACUUUAACAAAAACAUCGUUAACGUUAUACCAAGUCGCAUUUCUAGCGCUUAAAAUAAUGACGAUAUGUUUCGAAACUGAACUGAGAACGGAAUGGCCGAAAAUUUUACGCACAAUGCGUCUUUUGAACAAGCGUAACGAAGCUUCGAUAUAUCUUUGGAACUUCAUAGAAUUCGUGGUAACGCAUCGCACGGCCUUGUAUAUUCAGAUGCUUCCGUUUAUCGUUUAUAAGAUUGGACAGGCGCCGAUAUCCGAGCACGAGCGAAACAUGCAUACCAUCAUACGCGAGAAAAUCAACGGUAGCAUCAAAGUACCAAAAUCUCGGGGAGCGCUGCUCAUGGAUCUCAUUCACGAAUUGAAGAAGCUGAAAGAGGAAAUUGAAGAUCGAAGAUUCGAUGAAAUGCUACCAGAACCUAAGAGAAGCGUAGUGGACAUGCAUCCCGAAGGUCAACGUACUCAGAGGCCGUCUCUACUGAUGGAUCUUCUGACCGGCGAUCUAGGAUCUAGAGCUCACAUAAAUCGUGCACCCUCCGACACUAUGGUGUCUCAUUCCACAACAGGCCAAUUGCAGCCUCAUACGACUCAGUCCAACUUGGGUAGUAAAACAAUGCAGUCCGGUCAAGCAACAGCAGUGCCAAGCAGUACUCGCAUUGGCGGAUCUAUAUCGAGCGCAGGAUCGUCCACCUUACGAGAAGCGAGCGACGCGAUCAGCGGAGAUACCUGCGUCGAACAGCAGCCGCCGACGACAGAUAGAUUCCAACCAUCUUCUACUAGCGAUGAACGUAACCAUGUUAAGCUUCAUCCUAUCUUACCUCAUCAAAAGGCGCCAAAGCUGCGCUUUGUCUCUUCCGUAGAGUUUAGAAACUCAUCAGGAGAGACAGUGACGAGCCAACUAAGUCCGAGCAGUUUAAUCGAAGACGGUUCUGGAGAAUUCCGUACCGACAGGCCUCGCUUACAACGUUCUAUGGGACAAAGCAAGAAGACCUUCCGCUUGAGAAAAAGUCGAAAGAGUCACAUUGAGAUGACUCAGACGAAAUCCGAACAGCACGAUGCGACUCUUGUCGAGGAAAGCACGAGUCAGUCGAAAUCACCCGUGAAAACAUCAUUAGCGUCAGCAGUGGAUCCGCCGUUGUCUAACAUCCCAUCCGAUUCUUCAUCCAUUCGUUCUAGGCGAAGUCUAUCUGUUCGCAAAUCAGAUGACAAAUCAGGAGACAAAAGUAUCAACGUACCAACGGACCAGCAGCAGCAAUUUCACGCAGCGACUCAUCAACAUCAUCAUUGUCACUAUUAUCAUCAUCAUUUGCAUCCUCAAGUGUCGGAUGUUUCCUGGGACGAAGACACGUCUAGCACUUCCGGAUAUCGUGAGUCGUACAGCAUGCAACUCAUGUCGUUAGACGGUACUAAUCGAUCAGCUCAGGCGCCGCCUUUAGCAUCACCGGAUCUCAACGAUAUGCCAUCCACAAGUAGCACGACCACUAAUUAUAUAGCUUUCGACGGCAGCUCCCCGGAUUGUUCGAUCAACAACGGCAGUGGAGGCGAGAAAACCGCUCUCUUAACUUCGAGUCAGAUGACGACUUCCCAACAUUCCUUAUUGAUGGUCUUUCCAAAUCAAGACGAGGAUACGUUAAUAUAAGCCGUAAAAUAUACAUCUUUUGAUUGAGACUGAUAAUUUAACAGAAUCAACGAAGAUCAAGAUUUCUAUUUUGGUUUUAAGAAAUAGAGAUAAUUUGUAAAAUGAGAUGUUUAAAUGUCGAAAUUAAUAUGUGAAAUAUUAUACAUUCCAUUUAUCAUUUCCAUUCAUUUUUUACUUUUUAAUUCUUUUGUGACUAACGAGACUUAUAUGUCUUGUUGUUAUUUGGCAUAAAAAUGUUUUAAUGUAAAUUUUAAUGUAAAUUUUAAAUAUCAAUUAUUUUACUCUAUUGUAAAUUGUGAACAAUGUGAAGUAUAAUAUAUAUGUAAAUCCUCCAAAGAAUAUACCAAAUGAAAUUUUGUGAAGCAUCUAUAUGCACUAUUAAUUAUAAUUUUGUAUUAUAUAAGAAGUGGAGAGCUGAUAUAUAAUAAAUUUUGAAUUGAUAAUCUUUUAAUAAACUCUUUAAAGGAGGAGAUUAAAUAAAAGAUGAUUGAAAAAAUUUUGUUCAUAUGCAUUGUAUUUUGAUUUUCUUUUAAAUUUUAAACUGCAUCAUAGAUUAUUAAUUAUUUAUAUUUUACAAUUGUAUAUAUAGAUAUUUGAAAUAAAAACGGUCUCUCUUUAUAAACAAUCCAUCAUAAUCAUGUACGCGUACACAUAAUUUUAU